Messenger RNA from Meyerozyma guilliermondii ATCC 6260, 1242 nucleotides. RefSeq lists its product as uncharacterized. Bases 1 to 1242 code for a protein of 413 amino acids. NCBI's taxonomy places the organism in Eukaryota, Fungi, Ascomycota, Pichiomycetes, Serinales, Debaryomycetaceae. The record is from RefSeq and is a predicted model, not a curated record. The transcript has a single exon.
AUGGCUGAUGGGGACAAUGAUUCAACUCCAUUACUAAAAAAUCGGGCCCCAGAAAACCCAAUGUAUCUACCCCCGAACAAGACCCUCAAUACGGCACUGAAUGGCUCCGGGCAACAGCGAAAUAACUUUCGGGUUGCUCAAUCACCAAAAAUCGGGUUACAACGAACCAGCAGAACAUCUCAAAAGCUCAAACUUCUUCCAGAAGCCCCAGAGAACUUGGAGGAGGAUACGGGGGUUGCAGGGGUUUACUCACAAGUCACACGCAUCAAAGAUACCCCAGCUAGAAAGGAUGCAGAGUCUCUUGGCAAACUGCACAGGGAUCUACUUCCCAGAGUGACUGCUUACUGUACAUCAGGAACUUAUAAGAUGAAAGAUUUGCUCAGAUGGCUUAAAGAUAGAAAGCGAAUUCACAAUACAAAUCCCAAGCUUUUCGAUGAAUGUCUUUACACCCCCUUCACGUACAAAGAUUGGAGAAGUGAUCACAAUUAUCAGGAAGAACAGCAUCAACUGAUCAGACUCGCUGACGAGGGUGGGGAAAUAGACAUCGGCCGCAACAGCGAUAUCUUUAUCUUUGAGUAUGGUGUGGUCGUCUUAUGGGGAUUCAGUAGGAAAGAGGAACUGGCUUUCUUAGAAGAUCUAGCAAAAUUCGAGAGCGAAAAGUUGUCCUCAGAGGACAUUCAAAUCGAGGAGUUCAACUAUUAUAUCACCAAGUCAUACCAACCGCGAAUUUACAAUGACUUCAUUACCUUGCGAGAUGACUCGAACUAUAUGCUCAAGCUAUCCAUCUCGCAUGCACUUUCUCAAUCGGUGAAAAUAUCUCUUUUCGAGGAAUUGGUGGACAAUACGAUUGAGGACACCCAGGAUAUACCACAGCAGGUGGCACAGACAGGUAAGGUCGAAAUGAACAGGGACGAGAUUAUGAAAUCAAUCGGAGAAUUAUUCAUUCUUAGAAUCAACAUUAAUCUUCAUGGCUCUGUUCUUGAUCUGCCUGAACUUAUGUGGGCGGAACCACACCUAGAGCCAAUUUACCAGGCCACAAGAGGAUAUUUGGAAAUUAAUCAAAGAGUGGAAUUACUUAAUCAAAGGUUAGAAGUCAUUUCGGAUUUACUACAAAUGCUCAAGGAACAAUUGGGCCACUCACGUGAAGAAAACUUGGAGUACAUUGUCGUUGUCCUAGUUUGUGUGGAGGUUUUGGUGAGCAUCGUUAACAUUAUAGUUGAUAUACUCAACUACAAGGCGUGA